This is a messenger RNA of Cuscuta campestris, 980 nucleotides long. The record is from the annotation of a GenBank genome assembly. NCBI's taxonomy places the organism in Eukaryota, Viridiplantae, Streptophyta, Magnoliopsida, Solanales, Convolvulaceae.
AUGUCAUUCUCUUCGUCUUGAGACGAGGAUCAAUAAUAUCCAAACCAUUUUGUCUAAUUUGGCCUGUAACUUCUCGAAUCUGAAUUUUUCUACUCGAAAAAACCCUAAAAUUCGAAAUUGGAUCCAAAAUUGGGGGUUUUGCAAAUCUUCAUCAAAUCUUGCAAUUGAGGGGUCCUUGGAGGUCGCCCGGAUGCCACGACCGCAUUGGAGUUGGUUCCCGCCGUCAAUUUCGCCGGAUUUAGCCGGAAAACGCUCCGACCCGCCGGAAACCGCCGGNCCGCCGCCGCCCGCCGGUCAAAGUCGCCGGAAAAUGAACUUUUUCCGAUUCCGGCGGGACCAAUGUCAUUCUCUUCGUCUUGAGACGAGGAUCAAUAAUAUCCAAACCAUUUUGUCUAAUUUGGCCUGUAACUUCUCGAAUCUGAAUUUUUCUACUCGAAAAAACCCUAAAAUUCGAAAUUGGAUCCAAAAUUGGGGGUUUUGCAAAUCUUCAUCAAAUCUUGCAAUUGAGGGGUCCUUGGAGGUCGCCCGGAUGCCACGACCGCAUUGGAGUUGGUUCCCGCCGUCAAUUUCGCCGGAUUUAGCCGGAAAACGCUCCGACCCGCCGGAAACCGCCGGCGGGUCGGAGCGUUUUCCGGCCACCUCCGGCAAAAUUGACGCCGCUCAUCCCCUCCAACGUGUUCGUGGCAUCUCGGCGACCCCCAAGGACCCCUCAAUUGCAAGAUUUGAUGAUGAUUUGCAAAAACCUCAAUUUUGGACCCAAUUUUGGAUUUUAGGGUUUUUUUGAGUGGAAAAAUUCAAAUUCGAGGAGUUGCAGGCCAAAUUGGACAAAAUGGUUUGGAUAUUCUUGAUCCUCAUCUCAAUACGAAGAGAACGACGUUGGUCCCGCCGGAAUCGGAUCAGGUUGAUUUUCCGGCGAUUUGACGUGGUGCGACGGCGGCGGGGAGCGGAAGAAAAGAAAAAAAGAAAUAGGGUCAAAUUGA